AUGCGUUUCUCUACCGUUAUCCCAAGUGCCCUUGUCGGCCUUGCAAGCCUCUCGGCUGCCGCCCCUACCAAGAACAUUCCCAGCGAAGGUGCCGUUGCAGACGUCACAGAUGUGCCUGAAGCCGCGAACGUCGACAACAUCAACAAGCGCGCCGAGGACGCCGCGAAUGACGAACAGAAGAACCAGGACGACGACUAUUUCGUCAACCCCGCUUCUCCCGCUGGCCAGCCCCAGCCCGGCUUUGGCCAGUCCGGCUACAACGCUGGCGCUGCUGUCCCUGGCUUCCGCGGAGCUGGUUACGCUCCUCGUCCUGACUACGCCUCGCACCCUCCCCCGUACGGCGGAUUCGCCAAGCGUGACGAGAACAGCGGCGAGUACUUCGUCAACCCUAAGCAGGGCCAGCCCGGCUACGGCCGCCCUCAGGGCUAUGGUCGCCCCGGAUAUGCUCCUGGCACUGCUCCCUACCCUGAGUACGCCCCGGGCACUGCUCCUUACCCCGAAGUGACCAAGCGUGAUGAGAACAGCGGAGAGUACUUCACCAACCCCCACUACAGUCAGGGUGGUUACGGCCGUCCUGGCUACGCUCCCGGCACUGCCCCCUACCCCGAGUACGCUCCGGGUACCGCUCCCUACCCCGAGGUCACCAAGCGCGACGAGAACAGUGGCGAGUACUUCGUGAACCCCAACCAUGGCCAGGCUGGCUAUGGUCGUCCUCAAGGGUACGGCCGUCCUGGUUACGCCCCGGGUACCGCUCCCUACCCUGAAUACGCUCCUGGCACCGCCCCUUAUCCCGAGGUCACGAAGCGCGAUGAGAACGCCGGUGACUACUUUGUCCCCGGCCCUGCCGCUCCUGCCACUGGCUACAACGGCCCCGGCUACGGCCACCAGGGCUUCGCUCCUGGCUCUGCUCCUUACCCUGAAUACCCUGGCGCUGGCCGCUACCCCGGCUUCGCCAAGCGCUCCAACGACGCUCUCGCCGGCGAGGACCACGACGGAAACUGGAUCAUCCGCCCUUACCUCGAGCCCGAGCACGACCCUCUCUACGUCACCGUGAACCAUGUCGGCAAGCGCGACGAGAACGCCAACGACUACUUCGUCCCCGGCCCCGCUGCCCCCGCUACCGGCUACAACGGCCCUAACUACGGCCGUCCCGGCUUCGCUCCUGGCACCGCUCCCUACCCCGAGUACCCCGGCGUUGGUCGGGGAUUUGCCAAGCGUGACGAGAACGCCGGCGAGUCCUUCGCUCCUGGUCCUGCCGGUCCUACCGCUGGUUACAACGGCCAGGGCUAUGGCCGCCAGCCCAACUAUGCCCCUGGCACUGCUCCCUACCCCGAGUAUGCCCCCGGUACUGCCCCCUACCCUGAGGUCACCAAGCGUGAUGAGAACGCCAACGAAGCCAACAACUAUUUUGUCCCUGGGCCCGCUGCUCCCGCCACCGGUUACAACGGCCCCAACUCCGGCUAUGGUGCUUCUGGCUUCGGUGGCCCCGGCUAUGGCAACGCUGCUCUCCCCAGCGCUGCUGGUACCCCUUGGUACGCUUAA
Molecule: messenger RNA, 1542 nt
Organism: Aspergillus chevalieri
Lineage: Eukaryota; Fungi; Ascomycota; Eurotiomycetes; Eurotiales; Aspergillaceae
Exons: 1
Coding region: 1-1542 (513 amino acids)
Source: RefSeq, a predicted model, not a curated record